CAAUGCUUCCGGGUUGGCGUUGCGGUGCCGCUUCCGACUGUGGGAGCCGCGGCUUCCCAGUCGUCCGCUGAGCCUGAGCAGCUGAGUCCCUUCCCUGUCUUUCACUCUUCUGGCAUCGGUGGUUUUACUUCUUCGAUUGAACCCUGCUUCCUCGACCCCCUUGGGAGGCCGCCUUCUUCAGGCGCCUCCCUUCUCUCCACGAACUCGCUCUGACAGCUGAGGAACUGGCAAGAUCCUGCUACCCAGAGGGUGAAUGGGUAUCUUUCCUGGAAUAAUCCUAAUUUUUCUAAGGGUGAAGUUUGCAACGGCGGCCGUGAUUGUAAGCGGACCCCAGAAAAGUGCCACUGUAAGCCAUGAGAUGUCUGGUCUGAAUUGGAAACCCUUUGUAUAUGGCGGCCUUGCCUCUAUUGUUGCUGAGUUUGGAACUUUCCCUGUGGACCUGACCAAAACACGUCUUCAAGUACAGGGCCAAAGCAUUGAUGUCCGUUUUAAAGAGAUAAAAUACCGAGGAAUGUUUCAUGCCUUGUUCCGAAUCUAUAAAGAAGAAGGUGUAUUGGCUUUGUAUUCUGGAAUUGCUCCUGCUUUACUAAGACAAGCAUCAUAUGGUACCAUCAAAAUUGGCAUUUACCAAAGUUUGAAGAGAUUAUUUGUAGAACGUCUAGAGGAUGAAACUCUUCUAAUUAAUAUGAUCUGUGGGGUAGUGUCUGGAGUGAUAUCUUCCGCUAUAGCCAAUCCCACUGAUGUGCUAAAGAUUCGAAUGCAGGCUCAAGGAAGUCUGUUCCAAGGCAGCAUGAUUGGCAGCUUCAUCGAUAUAUACCAGCAAGAAGGUGCUAGGGGUCUGUGGAGGGGUGUCGUCCCAACUGCUCAGCGGGCUGCCAUCGUUGUGGGCGUGGAGUUACCAGUCUAUGAUAUUACAAAGAAGCACUUGAUAUUGUCAGGGGUGAUGGGAGACACAAUUUUAACUCACUUUGUUUCCAGCUUUACAUGUGGCUUGGCUGGUGCUCUGGCUUCCAAUCCAGUUGAUGUGGUUCGAACUCGCAUGAUGAACCAGAGGGCAAUCGUGGGACAUGUAGACCUUUACAAGGGUACUUUGGAUGGUAUUUUAAAGAUGUGGAAACAUGAGGGAUUUUUUGCACUCUAUAAAGGAUUUUGGCCAAACUGGCUUCGACUUGGACCCUGGAACAUCAUUUUUUUUAUUACAUAUGAGCAGCUCAAGAGGCUUCAGAUCUAAGAACUGAAUUAUACGUGAGCCAAGCCCUGCCAGUGUUUCUACUUUUUCCCCUUUUUCCGUGUUCUAUUGUAUUUUGACAAAGUUGUUUAAUGAACCAUAGGUCUCCCAAGGACCUCCUGAUGGAAGAACUACAGGAUGCUUCAAAAUUGUUCAUGUGUUUGUGUUACCAUGUUAACUUUUCCCUGAGAGGAAGUGUUAACAUUAAGACUCUGGCCCCAGAUUGGUAUCUUCUAUGAAGAUGGAUACUGAUAGAUGACAUCAAAAUGACCUUCUUUUCAAAUGUGGGUUAAAUGUAAUUGGUUAGCCCAAACUUAGGCUAGAGCAGAAGGCAUAGGCCAGGGCAGUUACUGCUAUGUAUGUUAUAGACCUUGGUUCUCAUUAAAGUAUUUAUUGGCAGAAUCAC
Molecule: messenger RNA, 1634 nt
Organism: Suricata suricatta (meerkat)
Lineage: Eukaryota; Metazoa; Chordata; Mammalia; Carnivora; Herpestidae
Gene: SLC25A14
Product: solute carrier family 25 member 14
Exons: 11
Coding region: 254-1231 (325 amino acids)
Biological process (GO): mitochondrial transport
Cellular component (GO): mitochondrial membrane
Source: RefSeq, a predicted model, not a curated record